AUGGAAAAAAAUACCGCAUUAGUCGACUUCGUGUCUAACUUUAUUGAUUCUAAUUCUCAAGAAUUCUAUAAAGAAAUUAAUGAAUUUUUAUACAAUAAUCCAGAAACAAAUUACGAGGUAUGUUUAACAUUAAAUAGCAUCAUCACACAAAAUUAUUAUUAAUGAUCAUUUAAAAGCUGAUGACUAACUGAAAAAUAGGAAUUUAAGGCGCAUAAUCAAUUAACCGAUUAUUUGGAGACGAAGCCAGGAUGGGAAGUUACCAGGUCUGCUUUUGGAAUUGAAACUUCGUUUGUCGCCACUUUUCAGCAUAAAUCUAACGCAUCCUCCAAAGUAAUUUCAUUUAAUGCGGAAUACGACGCAUUGCCUGAAAUGGGACAUGCUUGCGGCCACAAUCUUAUAGCAACUGGUGCAAUUGCUGCAGCAAUCGCUUCAUCUGAGGCAAUGAGAAUAUUUAACAUUGCAGGAACAGUUAAACUCUUCGGUACACCAGCUGAAGAAGGUGGUGAUGGUAAAGGGAAAAUGUUAAAAGCAGGUGCAUAUAACGACGUUGACGUUUCCUUGAUGCAUCAUGGUAAUUCUGAAAGUCCAGGACAGGCCUUCGUACGUACUGCAGCAUCAUUUAGAUUUAAUAUAGAGUAUUUCGGAAAGAGUGCUCACGCUGGUGCCUGUCCAUGGCAGGGAGUUAAUGCUUUAGACGCAGCAUCUAUUUUUAUGCACGCUUCUUCUUUAUUAAGACAACAAUUUGAAGCAACUGAUAGAAUUCAUUUUGUUGUUACUGAUGGUGGCGCUGCUGCAAAUAUUAUUCCAGAUUAUACCAGGAUUAAAGGUAUUAUUAGAGCAAUCAAUAGAGGUAAAAUGGCUGAACUUAAAGAAAAGCUUGUUGGGUGUAUUAAAGCUGGUGCUUUAGGAUCAGGAUGUACAUAUAAAAUAAAUUAUGAAAAUGAGUAUAACGAUAUGAUUUCAAAUAUACCUUUAACAGACUCUUUUCGGGAAUUUUUUAAUGGUUUUUGCGACAACGAUAACGAAAAAUUGAAAGACUUAGCUCACGAAAGAAUUUUUGUAAGCUCGGCUUCAACUGAUCAAGGGAAUGUGUCGUGGGAUAUUCCAUCUCUCCAUUCUUUUUUUUGCAUCAAGGCAGAUAAGGAACCUCACACUAUUGAAUUCUGUGAAGCAGCAGGUAAGAGAUCGUCCCAUGAUUCUUGUCUAAAAUCAGCUAAAUGUAUGGCUUUGACUGGAUUAAAAGUUUUGUAUGAUGAAGAAUUUUAUACAAAAAUUUAUUCGUCUUGGAAAGCAGAUGUCGAGAGUUUGAAACCAAAAAAUGUAGAUUUAAAUGCUUUAGAUAAUGAAUUUACGUACAGUUAA
This is a messenger RNA of Debaryomyces tyrocola, 1362 nucleotides long. Lineage: Eukaryota; Fungi; Ascomycota; Pichiomycetes; Serinales; Debaryomycetaceae. The record is from the annotation of a GenBank genome assembly.